CUUGAAACACAACUAGGAGAAGCGUGUAGGGCAAUAUACCGCCACAAAAUGAAAUGGUGUUUCGUCUUGUUGGCACUUAUUUCUGUAUCGUUUCAAUCUGCAGGUGGAAGACCUGUUACAGCAGGUGAGAUUAAGGGCCGGUUAUUUAAACGUUAUUUUAGCCAGUGUUUAACAAAACCCUAUUCUAAGCCAUUUUCAGUUUGCCAAACACUUUCAUCAGAAAAAGCCGUUUAUCGUGAACAGUAUCGUGAGGGCCUCAGUAAAGACUACAAAGGCACUUGUCUUCUUGAUAUGACCAUAGUUAUUAGAGGAGACUAGUUAUGAAAAGCGGCAAACAUCAAUGAUAAAAACAACAGUGCUGCAGUUUAUGUUCAAAGCACCGUGAAAGUGCACAAUCCUUUGUUUUCUGUUGGCAAAUUGUUACGGAAUAAAUUAAUGCAACGUUUUUAUUGGUCAAUACAAUCAAAAUGAUAGGAAUUCUUUUGAACGUUGUGCACUUUCAGGUCCAUAAAAACAUAUAACAAAGGAGUCUGGCGGGUUUCAUAACCAUUCCACUCAAUUAACUAUGAUAUGACCCACUAAGCGGAGGAGAUCUGGAAGUCCAAAGAUUUGUUUAACCGCGGCCUAAUAUAAUUAGACUUUGUUAAGAUAACCGACCAUAAGAGGUUUAAGCUCCGUUUACCUCUUAAUUGUCGUCAAUUGACACGACUGAUUUUUGUUGCUACACAAAGGGCUAGGGAAAAGUAGUGAAGUGUCUUUUGUUCGUAGAGGUUGGAAAUGACGAAAAAAGGAAAAUACCAUUUGGUUCAUUUUAUAUGAAUGAGGCCUCAACAAAAGAGUCCAUCGAUAAUUAAAUUGUGAUUUAAAGUCAUAUCCAAAUGUUUUUGGCACGGGUAACAAAAGAGGUAUUUUCCCUAUGAAUUUCUUUUUUUAAACAAUAAAAUUAUUAGCCUCCAUUUUUAAUAGUGAUAAGAGAAGGUUUUCACUAGUGACCGGCUAUGAAAGUGUUUGUCUAGCGGCAAGAAAGUUAAGACAGCCUCAUGCGUUCCGGUUAUGUCUAUUACUAUUUCUAUAAGUACAAGGAAGAGAGAAUGAGCUAGCUCAUUUUUCUCCCUUGAUACAAAUCAUUUCCCUAAACUCCGAGAACUAGCCCGAAUUUCCGACAUCACCUCGAGACGCUCACUCCCUCAGUGCCUGGAUGAGGGAGUAAGCCGGACUCGAAGUGAUGUGGGAAAUUCAGGCUAUCCGAGUAUUUUCUUCCACUGUUUUGUUUUGUUGUUGUUUUUUUUGACUGCUCACGGCAUUCGUAUCGUUUCCCUCGAAGACCUGUUCACAACGUUCAGGCAGUCUCCUCUAAGAUUUCUUCUCUUCCGGACUAGUGUGGAGUGGGUGCCUGUCUUUCUCUCGGGCAACCUCGUCCCGUCCAUUUUUUAAGGGAAAAGUCCUGGGGACUAGAUUGUCUCUCGGGAGUCCGUUGGGUGGGUCUAAUUUGACACCAGACCCUUUUGUUGUUGUUUUAGGUGACUGCGUUCAGUGCACUGGAUAUCUACCGCAAUGUAAUCUUCCAGGUCUAUUUGGAUUUCCUAAGUGUACAAUGUCGUUUGAGAAAUGCAAGUUUAACAAGCCUCGCCCAUUUAGACCAGGAAUUCUACAGCUAGAAACAGACUGUUACUAACAGUGGGUAAUACGGUAAAGCCGGCCGGACUAACGUGAUGGGCGGUAAGGCUGCAAACAUAGACAUAUAAAUAUUUAUUUAACCCUCGGACGUACACGCAAGGUCAUACCCCCACCGUGGUAAAAGGGGGAUGGGGUAGGGGGGGGUUGAUGGAGCCCCUCCUCGGAGUUUUUGAUAUGUUGCAGUAUUUCGAAACAAUUUUACCUUGAGUGGAAAGCCUUUGGUUUUCUUAACAAGAUGAGGUAUAUUUUAUGAGCCUGGGUAGCGCUGCUGGAGGUCUGUGACGUCACCAACAAUGAUCGCCAUCUUGGCCGCCCUCUUGGAUUUUACCAAGAAUUAGAAAUCAGGUUAAAACCGGGAGAAAUGGUUAUUUUUUGUGCUUUACAUGAAAAAUAACACGUAAAUAAGCACGUUGCGUGAUUUUAGCCACACGAUUUGAUUUUAUCGAUGAAAAAAGUUGAAAAAACAUGUACUUUCACUCAAAAAUGGUUCGACCGCCCGCUACUUAUGACGUCAAGCCUUGUAACCAUAGAAACUGACCAUCGCUGAACUUGUCUCAAAAUGUGUGCGAGGGAUGAACGAACAGCUACUGAAAACGUCAGGUGCUGAUGUUUUAUCACUUGGGGAUCACUUGCAAUUCAAAACAGCACUCCUCCAGUGCGAUAGUAUUAGAUAGAACAACAUUACCGUGCAGCUAACAAAACAACAUUGUAAGUUGUGAAGGGAACGGAAGAGCUAGCAAGAUACAGCUAAAACAAAAACGAUGAGGCCAGACGAAUUUUGUCCGGGAAAAAGCUGUUUGGAACAUUCUAGACGGAACACGUUUAGGCCUAACUUUCACGCACGCAUAAUUUAGCCAUUAGACUCUAGUUUCAACAGCUGUUUCAAGUUUUUCGGGGCAUGCAAAAUGCCUUGUUAGGCAGAGUCAAGCGAUGUCUCUCAACCUGAAAAGGUUAUUCUCUUGUCCAUUGAUGGUUGUCUUUAUGUGGCCUUACAAAACCUUUCUUAAGACAUAUGGACAACGAAACGGCUGGAAAGUACACGAGUCAUUUGGAAAGUCAGAGUAAACAAUAAACCAAUUUCGAUGUGUGGCUCCAAGGCUUGGGUGGGAGAAUAAAACAAAAGAAAUGUAUUAUUAAGUGCAAAGUUUCCAGAUGAUUUCUUUUGUUUUAUUCUCCCAAGUCUCGCAGCCAAGUAGGAAUUUUAAUAUAUCGAAUUUGGUCCAUUAUUAUAUUACGUAGUCUCACCACGAUCACUGUAAAGGUGCGUGGGAUCAAAACGAAAAAAAAGCUGGCCUACUGUUUUUAUCACUAAAAAAAGCAGCCCCAACUGUCUCUUAACCUGCGUGGCAUGCGCAAAAAAGGGAGGGGGGUGGAAAAAACAAAGAAAUUCCUUCUCUCCCCAAUCCCCUCUCCCUUUUCCCUCCUUUCCCCUUCCCUGUCUGACGUCGGCGUACGCAGUUUAGAGGCGACGUUUUUGAGCGACGCACGUUAACCGGAAGUGGACUUUUUUUAACUCUUCGGCCGUGAUUUUGAACAAUUUCUUGGGCAAAUCGACUCUAUAAGAGUAAAGACACUCAGCAAUACAAAUUUAGUAGCGCUAAGGCAUAUUAAAAAAGAAAAAUGCUCACUUCCGGUUGUGCGUAGCUCAAAAACUCCCUAAAUCAACGACGACGCGGACGGCAACGAAAACGGCAAAAAAGCAAUAGGUUUGAUUAGCAAAGCAACAACUUUGCACGUGUAUCACGCUUUUUUUGUACAUUUCUUUGCCGUCGUUGCCUGACUACAAAGUGAAAGUGCCUGAAUUCACGUUUUGUCGAGGACGGGAACAUACGACAACAACUUUCUUUUCUUUUCCUGAACUUUGAUACAGUCCUUUAGAAUUCAACUCCAAAAACAUUUGCCAACAUUUGACGAAGUAAACGAGAUGGAAUAAGCGCGAUAAAGUUUGAGGCAGCGCAAAUUCACUUUUUAAGUGACGUUUUUAUAGCCGUCGCCGUCGUUGUUGCUUAAGCUCCCUAAUUGUCUUUUCUCCCCACCUGUCCUCUCUCCUAACAUAAGGGACUUGCUUAUACCACAACGGUGACUGACUAAGUCGACUAAAUUGGAGUUCAAGAGAGGAGACUGCAUACAUCCGAGCUCACAUUACCAGUAAAAUUUUUCAAAUCAGUGGUUAUUUCAAGUCGUUGUUGUGCGGGGACAGCAAAGAAAUGUACAGAAAAGCGUGAUACACGUAGACAGUGUUGACAUUCGUUCUCUGACGUUCCCGUUCACGUCACCGUCGUAGUUUCGUAAGCUGAUCAGGGUAUAAUUCAGGAAGGCCAUACGCUCGUUAAAGUUACUUACUGACCUUCUGUAUUCCACUUCUCUUGUUAGGAUUGUCGAUUUGGUGGCCAGCAUCGUACGCAGGCAAGCAUGUGACGCUAAAAUAACUGGAUAAGCGGAUUCCACCGCUCGGCUCGAACCUAUCAGGCUCGAGAUGACCGUGUAAACGCCCAGG
This is a messenger RNA of Porites lobata, 4174 nucleotides long. The record is from the annotation of a GenBank genome assembly. NCBI's taxonomy places the organism in Eukaryota, Metazoa, Cnidaria, Anthozoa, Scleractinia, Poritidae.